AAUGUUAAACAGAAAAACAUCGAUGGAAUAUCAUCUCUGAUUAUAAACAAAUAAUUAGGCUGCACAAUAGAAUUCAGUUAUCAGUGCAAAAUAUAGGGGACGCAACCAGCAUGAUUGGAACCAAGUCGCCGUAGUGUCAGCAACAACAAUCGAACAUUACAAGUCUUCUCGAAAAUACCAAUUACACGAAGUGACGUCACUAACUGCGCAGAAAAACCAGGGAAAACUGCUUAGGCAAGGUCCAUCGAAAAAAGGGGCGGGGGAGCUAUAGAAACUGAUCCCCCAGAUUUCACUUUUACCACAAUUAAAACUGAUUAAAAAUCCAAGUGCAGCGAGUUCAAAGUAUUCACUUCACAAUGACUCGCGAUGAGAAACUGCCGCUCAAACAGGCGGAGGUCUCCAUACAAAGGUUUCACGAUAUGGCCGUUCCCCACCAUCUGGGCCUCUUAAAAAACCAUCGGAGUAAUAUAGAAAAAAGUCUGGCCCUCGGAGACUGGCAAAAAAUCAAAAAAGAGGAGCUAAAUGCCUUGAGGGUCAUAAAACAAAUCAAGAAUCUGCUUCUAGAAAUGGAUGCACUGCGCGAAAAAGUUAGAGAGGAGGAUUUGGAACGAUUUGAUCAGCUAAUGCGACCUGGCAGGGAAAAAGCCUUUGCUGGCAUGAAGGAUUUUGCGGAACUCCAAUUGAAGUCGCCCACCUCCACCAUGAGUUCCCAGUACGACGAGGACCUGGAUAAUCAACCCAACCAGGAUGUGGACAUGAAUAACCUGCCUGCCCAUCGGCACAUGCCUCAGUUGCAACUCAAUUUCCAGCUGGAGGAGCACCAAUUGGCGCAAAGACAAGCUUGCCUCGAUCAAAUGGAGAAUCUGCAGAGGGAGAUCUACGAUCUGCACGGGAUGUUCAAUGGAAUGAGGCAGCUAACUGCAGAGCAGUCGGUGGCCGUGGAAAAGAUAGCAGAUAAUGCAGAGGAGGCACUUGAAAAUGUCCAGCAGGGUGAGCUGAAUCUGCGACGAGCCUUGACCUACAAGAAGGCCAUGUAUCCUAUGGUAGGAGCCCUGCUGGGCACCUGUGUAGGUGGACCCAUUGGACUGGUGGCUGGUAUAAAAGCUGGUGGGUUGGCCGCCGUGGGCUGUGGCAUCCUGGGCUUCACCGGUGGCUCUGUGCUCAAGGCCAAUCCCAAUGUAAUGCACGGCAAUAUCGAGGAGGAGGAGCAGCAGCCGGAUAGCGAAUCCACCGAGAGACUGGAGCUCAAGGAGAAGCCGGAAUGACCCGUCGCAUCUACGUCUCUGGCCACCACGCACAUCUGGUCGGCGAAUACGCGACGUUUGGAGGCGGCCACCAGCGGAGUGAUCUGCAGUGUGCGCAGCUAUUGCUCCAUUCAGUAGUAGAGAAGUUAUGACACCGAUUUUAGUUCAAUAUCCCAACCCAUUUUGUGAUUAUCCAUGUGCAGUAGAGCUCGAAAGAAGCAUCAUCUUCUAGUUUAAGCGUUGGAUAUUUGUUGUUCACAUGACACCGCAACUGUGUGUAGAUUUUAAGGCUUUAAUAUGCAAUAAUAACUCGUAGCUUUAACAACUU
Molecule: messenger RNA, 1572 nt
Organism: Drosophila takahashii
Lineage: Eukaryota; Metazoa; Arthropoda; Insecta; Diptera; Drosophilidae
Gene: Syx17
Product: syntaxin 17
Biological process (GO): intracellular protein transport; vesicle-mediated transport; vesicle fusion
Cellular component (GO): SNARE complex; endomembrane system; membrane
Molecular function (GO): SNAP receptor activity; SNARE binding
Source: RefSeq, a predicted model, not a curated record